Molecule: messenger RNA, 876 nt
Organism: Onthophagus taurus
Lineage: Eukaryota; Metazoa; Arthropoda; Insecta; Coleoptera; Scarabaeidae
Source: RefSeq, a predicted model, not a curated record
GGAAAACACCUCGCUCAUCACGUAUACCUUUAAAUUUUACCUGACGCCAAAGACACCGUAAAAUAAAAUCGUAUCAGAACGUACGAUGCGUCAUUUCCUUUUCAAAAGUUAAAACAAACUUGUUUAUUAAUAUUUAGAACUUGUUUUUGCAUCAAUUUGAAUUGAAUAAUAAAUUGAUUUAGAAAAAUCCCUAUAAAAGAUAAAUUGACUAGAACCCAAAAUUGAUCAUUUAAAUCGUCAUAACAAUUUUAUUUGAUUUUAGUAAAAUAGAACAUGGUCAAAACGGAUUAACAAUCUUGUUUUUAAAACAGUAAAACAAUACGUUUUAUACAGAAAAUGUAAGCAUUACCUUGUAAAAUAUUUUUAUCUCCAACUAACAUUAAAGCAAAACCAACCCAAGUUGAGAUAAAUCCCAAGUAUUUAAACGAACCAGUUUGUCUAUUCCUAAAGAAUUCGCUUCAAAACAACCAAACGAUGAACAACUACAAGUUUGUUAAUCUAUUUUGUGCGUUGGUGCUUUUUUGGAGUUUUCGAAUUUCUCAUUGUGAAGUUGUUGGUAAAAAUAAAACGGCAAGACUAUUUGGAUCUUUAUUUGGUGGAGAUCCUCCGUGUACUGGUUGCCCACCGCAUUUUUGUGACGACGAUCCCGCUGUUAUCUAUGGCUAUUGUUGUGGUUGCGCCCAAUUCUAUCAAUACCUACCUAUAAGAUGUUCAUCAAGUGUUCAUUGUCCUUUAAAUGGAUAUGAACUAUGUGAGAGAUUCGAUUAUAUGAUGAGAUGUUGUUGUGGACGAUAAUGUAAAACUUAAAAUAUACUUCGAUUUGGAAUUAUCUUAUUGUAUUUGAUAUUUUUUUAAUAAAAUUAAUGCAAAAAUAAA